AUGUCGGACAAGUCAGAGCUGCUCGUAACCAUCAUCUUUGGCAAUCAAUCGACGUCAAUCUGUCUCUCAGAUCAAGAUCCACAAGCUCUGGAGCUCCUGCAGACAGAAAUCGCUGCAAAGUUUGACGUGGACCCGAAAUUUCAGCGUUUAGUGUUUCGAGGCCGCAACGUUGAGACGUCCACAGUCCUUACGAAUGGCUGUAAGCUGCUCUUGCUGCGCAAUCGAGCUUUUCACGAGCAAGCAGUUGCUGUAAAACCGGUAGAGACCUCUGAAACUUUGUCAUUCAGUGCUCCAUCACUACCAUCAGUUGAUAACGUCGCGUCGAAAACUUUCUCUAGAACUCUAGAUUUUGACGUGAACGAGCUGGACGAUGAUGUGUUAGUGGUGCAGGUUUUCAGGGGCAAGAGCCGCUUCGACGGGAUCUAUCCAUGCUCUGGAAGCAUUUUGGACGUGAAAGUAAGAGUGAGCGCAGUGUUGGGACUGACUUCGCCACUUGCGUUGAAAUUGGUGGUCAAGGGGAAAACUCCGGCAGAUCAUAUGGUGUUAAAGACGUUGGUGGGAGGCAAAAAGAUCAUGAAGGCCAUGGCGUUACUGCAAGAACAGCAGCACGUGACGAAUGAAAAGGAGGAGGAUCUGAGAGAACUACUCAAUGAGCUGGUCGGAGCACGGACAACACUGCAGCGACUGCAGAAGCAGAUGAAGCGCAAUUUUAUGUCGAGAGACGAGAGUUUGCUCCAACUGUCAAGAGUUCUGGACGAUGGACAACGCAUUGCUGGAAAUUUGGAGCUGGUGAAACAGCACUUGAAGAAGCCUAGCGGAGCGGGGCUUUUUGCGAACCAAGAGACAAUUGCGGCUAUAGCGCAAGCGAUCAAAGAAGCUCAUGCACUGGCCGAAAUAGCUCAAGGGUUACUGGAAAACCACUCGCUGUAA
This is a messenger RNA of Peronospora matthiolae, 930 nucleotides long. Lineage: Eukaryota; Oomycota; Peronosporomycetes; Peronosporales; Peronosporaceae. The record is from the annotation of a GenBank genome assembly.